Messenger RNA from Trichosporon asahii var. asahii CBS 2479, 1512 nucleotides. RefSeq lists its product as uncharacterized. The transcript is spliced from 2 exons. Lineage: Eukaryota; Fungi; Basidiomycota; Tremellomycetes; Trichosporonales; Trichosporonaceae. The record is from RefSeq and is a predicted model, not a curated record. Gene Ontology annotation, biological process: protein folding; response to endoplasmic reticulum stress. Gene Ontology annotation, cellular component: endoplasmic reticulum. Gene Ontology annotation, molecular function: protein disulfide isomerase activity. Bases 1 to 1512 code for a protein of 503 amino acids.
AUGAGAUUGCCCACCACGUCCCUCCUUGCUCUCCUCCCCCUCCUUUCCGGCGUCCUCGCCGCCUCCGACGUCGUCGACCUCACCGCCGACAACUUCCAGAACGAGGUCGCCGGUGAGGAGCUCGCCCUCGUCGAGUUCUUCGCUCCUUGGUGUGGACACUGCAAGAACCUCGCUCCCCAGUACGAGGAGGCCGCCACCACCCUCAAGGAGAAGGGCAUCAAGCUCGCCAAGGUCGACUGCACUGAGAACCAGGACCUCUGUGGCGAGUACGAUGUCCAGGGCUACCCCACCCUCAAGGUCUUCCGCAACGGUGUCCCCACCGACUACAGCGGUCCCCGCAAGGCCGAGGGCAUUGUCUCGUACAUGAACAAGCAGCAGCUCCCUGCCGUCUCGGACGUCACCCCCGAGAACCACGACGACUUCACCAAGACUGACAAGGUCGUCGUCAUUGCUUACGGUGACGCCAAGCACCCCGUCCCCGAGUCGUUCGCCAAGUACGCCAACUCGGCCCGUGACCAGUUUGUCUUUGGCCAGGUCGUCGGUGACAACCUCCCCAAGCUCCCGGGCAACCCCAAGCUCCCCGCCAUUGUUCUCUACAAGUCUUUCGACGAGGGCCACAACGUUCUUGAGCACAAGAACAUCAAGAAGAUCACCGAGGAGGACCUCGGCGACUUUGUUGCUGCCAACUCGGUUCCCCUCUUCGCCGAGCUCGGCCCCGACAACUUUGCCACCUACGCCGAGUCUGGCAAGAAGCUCGCUCUCCUCUUCGCCGACCCCGCCGACGCUGAGCCCCGCGAGAAGAUCAUCGAGGGCCUGAAGGACACUGCCCGCGAGCUCCGCGACAAGGUCAACUUUGUCUGGAUUGACGGCGUCAAGUUUGGCGAGUACGGCAAGCAGCUCGGUGUUGCCACCGACAAGCUCCCCGCCUUUGCCGUUCAGGACCUGACCGAGAUGCUCAAGUACGUCCAGUCUGGUGACGCCACUGUCGACUCGAUCAAGAAGCACGUUGCCGGUGUUGUCUCUGGCGACAUCAAGCCCACUGUCAAGUCUGAGCCCGUUCCCGAGUCGCAGGACGGCCCCGUGUACAAGCUCGUUGCCAACUCGUGGGAGGACCUGUUCGGCGACAAGGAGAAGGACGUCUUUGUCGAGUUCUACGCGCCCUGGUGCGGCCACUGCCAGCGCCUUGCGCCGAUCUGGGAGUCGCUCGGCGAGAAGUACAAGCCGGACAAUGUCGUGAUUGCGCAGAUGGACGCGACCGAGAACGACAUCCCCGCCGAGGCGCCCUUCAAGGUGCAGGGCUUCCCGACGCUCAAGUUCAAGCCUGCGGGCUCGGACGAGUUCCUCGACUACAACGGCGACCGCUCGCUCGAGUCGCUCACCGAGUUUGUCGAGAGCAACCGCAAGUCGGCCGCCUCCAACACGUCUGCCUCUGACGCUGCUGCCGAGGAGGACGACGACGAGCUCCCCGCCGCCACGGAGGAGGACGACGAGGUCGCCCACGACGAGCUCUAA